CCAUCUUCUCUUUGGGAAUAUUUCCUCCCUCACUUUGCUUCUACUAGCUGAAAACUUCUUGGAAGGGAGCAUUCCAGAGAAUAUAGCAACCAUCUCAGGUUUGGAAUAUUUCAAUGUCGCUGCCAACAUGCUCUCUGGUAAAGUUCCUUCUUCCAUUUAUAACCUUUCGGGACUCUACUACUUCAAUGUGGGGAACGACCAACUACAUGGAGAUCUUCCAUCAGACAUAGGCCACACACUCCCCAAGCUUCAGUUUCUUGGGAUGUAUGGCAACCAGUUCCAAGGCUCCAUUCCGAUAUCUCUUGCAAAUGCUUCCGGACUUGAGGGGUCCUUGGACUGUUGGACACUACAUCUUCAUCCAUGCAUCAGGCAGGAAACCAAAAGGAAAAGCACUUCUGUGAUCAGAAAUACACUACCAAUUGUUGCUGGUGCUGUGAUUCUCUGCCUUCUAGCUUGCCUAUUGCUCGUUCGAGGUGUGCCGAAUAGGUCGAGAAUGAAAUCAUCAUCCUUGGAGAGCAAUGGGAGCCAAUAUCCCAGAGUGUCAUAUGCUGACUUGCACAAAGCAACCGAUGGAUUCGCUUCUUCAAACUUGAUUGGUUCAGGCAGCUUUGGGUCUGUGUACAGAGGAACACACAAUGGACAACUAGUUGCAGUGAAAUGAUUCAAUCUUCAUUCUUCAACAAAGAGGAGCUUCAUGGCUGAAUGCGAAGCCUUGAGAAGCAUUCGGCAUCGAAAUCUAUUGAAAGUCAUAACCUCCUGUUCAAGCAUCGGUUCUCAAGGUGAAGAAAUCAAAGUAAUCGUGUAUGACUUCAUACCGAGAGGAAACCUUGAUGAGUGGCUGCAUCCAGAAAGUUAUGAACAUGAACAAUUAAAGGAACUUAGCCUCGUUAAAAGGCUGAACACAGCCACUAAUGUGGCUUCAGCUCUGGACUAUCUCCAUUGUCAAGGACAAAUUAUCCACUGCGAUCUAAAGCCAAACAAUGUUCCUCUCGACGAUGGCUCAUGUAGGUGACUUUGGGUUGGCAAGGUUUCUCGACAGGGACAGUAGCAGCUGGUCUAUUGCUUCCUCCAUUCCCCUUGGACUUAAAGGAUCCAUUGGAUACGUAGCAUGAAUACUCUUUGCCCAAAGCAAUUUCAUUAAGAAACUAAACAACCAUUAAUAAGAAUUAGGAAAGAACUAUCAGCAACAUGAUUAAUCUUGUUCUCGAGUUCACAUGAUCAUUAAAAUUUUGAUUACAGAAUAUGGGACAGGAAGUCAAGUUUCCCCUCUGGCUGAUGUUUCGGAAAUCGGAAUACUUCCCCUGGAGAUGCUUACCGGGCGUUGAUUCCUAUAAGUCAGAAAUAGCACUGAAGGUUGACGAAUUCGAACUGCAAAACACCACAA
Molecule: messenger RNA, 1384 nt
Organism: Zingiber officinale
Lineage: Eukaryota; Viridiplantae; Streptophyta; Magnoliopsida; Zingiberales; Zingiberaceae
Product: receptor kinase-like protein Xa21
Exons: 2
Coding region: 128-661 (177 amino acids)
Biological process (GO): protein phosphorylation
Molecular function (GO): protein kinase activity; ATP binding
Source: RefSeq, a predicted model, not a curated record